Molecule: messenger RNA, 714 nt
Organism: Menidia menidia (Atlantic silverside)
Lineage: Eukaryota; Metazoa; Chordata; Actinopteri; Atheriniformes; Atherinopsidae
Source: the annotation of a GenBank genome assembly
AUGUCUGACACAGAAGAAGUCAUGGAGGAGGGAGUUCAGUAUGUAGAUGAAUCAAAGCCCAAGCCAAAGUUUAUGACCAAUAUUGCGGCCCCAAAGAUCCCCGAUGGCGAUAAAGUGGACUUUGACGACAUUCACAGGAAGCGCCAGGAGAAGGAUCUCUCUGAGCUGCAGUCUUUGAUUGAGGCUCACUUCAUCCAGAGGAAAAAGGAGGAGGAAGAGCUCAUCGCCCUCGUGAACAGAAUUGAAAAGCGCCGCGCGGAGAGGGCCGAGCAGCAGAGAGUCAGAGCUGAGAGGGAGAAGGAGAGGCAGGCCCGGCUUGCGGAGGAGAAGGAGCGCAAAGAGCAGGAGGAGCAGCGCAAGAAGUACGAUGACGACGCCAAGAAGAAGAAGGCCCUCACGAACAUGACCCAGCAGUACGGUGCUGGACAUAAGAACGAGAACAGGAAAGGAGCCAAGAAACAAACUGAGAGGGAGAAGAAGAAGAAGAUCUUAGCCGAGCGCAGGAAGGCCCUCAAUGUUGACCACCUGGGCGAGGACAAACUGAAGGAGAAGGCCGGCGAGCUGUGGCAGUGGCUGAUGGGGCUGGAGGCUGAGAAGUUCGACCUCAGCGAGAAACUCAAAAGGCAGAAAUAUGAUAUCAACCAGCUUCUUGCCCGAGUUCAAGACCACCAGAAUGCCAAAGGUCGCGGUAAAGGCAAGAUGAGCGGGCGUCUG